Tachyglossus aculeatus (Australian echidna) is the source of this 781-nucleotide messenger RNA. It is a transcript of the gene C6H4orf33, whose product is annotated as chromosome 6 C4orf33 homolog. The record is from RefSeq and is a predicted model, not a curated record. The transcript has 5 exons. NCBI's taxonomy places the organism in Eukaryota, Metazoa, Chordata, Mammalia, Monotremata, Tachyglossidae. The coding region runs from base 6 to 626 and encodes 206 amino acids.
CGGCGAUGGAGUUCACCGUCGGACACACGUGGGACGGGGUGGCUGUGAGCCACGAGCCCGUGAGCGUCACCCUGAGCGCGGAGGCAGGGGGCUUGCUGCUGGGGGUGAGGGCCCCCCUCUUCGACGACCCCCCGGCCCCCGAAGCGGAACCGGGCCGCCCCUGCGACCGACUGUGGGACUAUGAAGUGGUUGAAGCAUUUUUCCUGAAUGACCGAACUGAGCGGUAUUUAGAAGUGGAACUCUGCCCACACGGGCAGCAUCUUGUCCUUCUGCUCUCUGGGAGAAGAAACGUCUGGAAACAAAAAUUGCCUCUGGCGUUCGAAGUGUCCCGAUCCGGCGUCCGAUGGGAAGGAAAAGCGCAUCUGCCCUGGAGUUAUUUCCCUCCAGGCGUGAACAAGUUCAAUUCGUUUGCAAUUCACGGAUCGGGAGCGGAGAGAGUGUAUGAAGCUGCCUACCCUGUGCCUCCAGCGGAAAUACGGGAAGGACAGAAACCUGAUUUCCACUGCCUAGAAUAUUUCAAGCCUCUUCGUCUGAGCACUUUAUUUGGGGAACAAUGGGGGCAACCGGAGUCAGAACUUUGGAAGUCCCUGGAAGUGGCAGAAGAAAGCAGCAAGGGUCGUGAAUGACCGGAAGUGGGGUAACCCAGUUCCAGGCUCGACGAGAAAGUUCACCCCACCCCGUUCGGCGACAGCACUCUUCAGCUAUUGUGGAUGAUAAUAAUAAUGAUGCUUUUGGCGUUUGUUAAGCGCUUACUCUGUGUCAAACACUAUACUAAGCGCUG